UCAGAAGGAAAAGAAGAGUGAAAAUCGAUGUGUAAUCAGAAGAGAGGUUGUCAGGUGCAGUCCGCCAAACGUUUCAUCAGACCAACAGACUCGAUCUGACAUCCAACAGACCUGCAAUUUUCCAGAAAUUAAUUCAUCAGCGGUAGAACUAUCGUCUGAAGAUGAAGAUCACAAGUACCAUGCUCGUUUGUGUUGUUUUGAUGAUGGCGAAACUUUGUGCAGUCGGCGAUGCUCAGGCAGCGGGAUGUUCUCAACUUCCACAACGGUGCUCGUACAUUCAGGAAAUCGAGUGUGACGGCACAACUCACUCGUUCUCCGGCAGCUAUCAUCCCACGGAUGCGGAUCUGACAUCGCUGCGAUACUCCAUCACUUCCUAUGGCAAUAGGAACAUCGUUGUAUCCACUUGCAACACCGCCGACUUCGACACACAACUGGCUCUUUUUGAGUGUUCUGCGUUAGUUCAAGUUGAAUCAGCUUGGAAUGGGACAUGCGGCAAAUACAUCCGGGACAGUCUGUACCACAAUGACGACGCCACCGGGUGCGACAUGACCUCUAAACUCAUGAUCCGUCCAAUCCAGAUAGAAAGUGGGACGUACAUAAUAGGUGUGGGCGCUUAUAGUGUUGGCGGGGACUUUAACGUCACCAUCUCUUGUUAGAGAUGCCAUGGCCCAGCGUAAUAAAACUGAGAGUGACUUGCUCGAGACCAGCAAAGUUGCUUAAGACUCCAGUUUUAUGGCCAGAUUUAUUCCAGAACAUAUUAAGCUCAUAAGCCAACACAGUCACAGAUUUAUUAACUGCAA
Molecule: messenger RNA, 800 nt
Organism: Lingula anatina
Lineage: Eukaryota; Metazoa; Brachiopoda; Lingulata; Lingulida; Lingulidae
Source: RefSeq, a predicted model, not a curated record